Arachis ipaensis is the source of this 750-nucleotide messenger RNA. NCBI's taxonomy places the organism in Eukaryota, Viridiplantae, Streptophyta, Magnoliopsida, Fabales, Fabaceae. The record is from RefSeq and is a predicted model, not a curated record.
CAUUCGUAUUUCUCAAAACUCAAAAUUCUCAAAUUCGGAACCAAAAAAAAAAAAAAAAAAAAGGGUUUUUGAUUGCUUUUAUUUGGAUAUUUUUUCUUCCCCCUAAACAAUCUCUAGUUUCCUCUUUUUCAGUUUCAAAUUCCUCUACUUUCCCCUUCUUUCGGAUCCAAAUCAUCGAUCACUGCUCCUCAUAGAAAACCCUAACUCCCGUUUUGCGCUGCAGAAUUAUUGCCAUGGCUAAGAGUUCAUUCAAGAUGGAACACCCUAUUGAAAGGAGACAGGCUGAAGCAUCACGCAUUAGGGAAAAGUAUCCUGAUAGAAUUCCAGUAAGAUUUGGUUUCUGUUGUUUGUAUGUGACUGUCGGUCAGUUCGUGUAUGUGGUACGAAAGAGAAUCAAACUCAGUCCUGAGAAGGCCAUCUUCAUUUUUGUCAAGAACGUUUUACCUCCAACAGCGGCUAUGAUGUCUGCAAUAUACGAGGAAAAUAAGGAUGAAGAUGGAUUCCUGUAUAUGACUUACAGCGGGGAGAACACAUUUGGGGUGCUGAUAUGAAAUAUUCACUACCACCAUCCUUGUGAAUAGAACUGCCAUUAAAAAAAAAAACAAUAUGAAGUAGUUCAGUAGUUGCCUUAGUUGUAAAUUCUGUCAUUUUAACAAUUUCACGUAAAGUUUAUGAUCUGUUCCACGACACUCUUUAUGAAUGCUAUGACUAGAUUUAACUGGCUUUUAUGCAGUUAUGCUUCUACCUAAA